AUGGAACAGGUGCAAUUCAGUGGCUGUAAGUCCCCUCGACCGUUUUUUGUCUGCUUCCUGCCAUCACUAACACCACCACUACCACCACCGCUUUUUCGUCCCCUCCAAUUUGGCUGCCUGGCCGGUCAGACAGCAUUGACAAUCAUCGAUCAUUUUGAUGAAGGCUCGAUGGGUUUCCCUUAA
Molecule: messenger RNA, 183 nt
Organism: Echinococcus granulosus
Lineage: Eukaryota; Metazoa; Platyhelminthes; Cestoda; Cyclophyllidea; Taeniidae
Exons: 2
Coding region: 1-183 (60 amino acids)
Source: RefSeq, a predicted model, not a curated record